Poeciliopsis prolifica (blackstripe livebearer) is the source of this 1532-nucleotide messenger RNA. RefSeq names its product oxidative stress-responsive serine-rich protein 1-like. Bases 134 to 1273 code for a protein of 379 amino acids. The record is from RefSeq and is a predicted model, not a curated record. Lineage: Eukaryota; Metazoa; Chordata; Actinopteri; Cyprinodontiformes; Poeciliidae. The transcript has 4 exons. Gene Ontology annotation, biological process: cellular response to hydrogen peroxide.
AGCUAGCAUUAGCUUUUGCCCUUUAGCCUCUUUGGAACCAGCCCAGAAUUUUCUGGACUCUUCUGGACUUGUGCUUGGCGUGGCCCGGACAACCUGAGCCCUGGGGGGCUGGUCGGAGACACCUCCUCCCACCAUGGAGGCAGGAGGGAAAGACUGCGAGGAGGAGACGCUGCAGACGGCCUUCAAGAAGCUCAGGGUCGACGCUGAGAGUUUGUCCGGUGCUGAGAGCGUUUCCGAUGCGUUGACGCCCAGAGCGCCGGCCCGAGUCGGUCUGGAUGGCGCCGGCGGAGCGAAGGCCAAACUCAACAACUCCAAGGACACCUGGCACUGCUGCACAAGGAAAACCUCCAGGGGAACGUCCUCGCGGAGCCAGCGGCGUCGGCGGUCGAAGUCGCCCAUCCUACAUCCGCCCAGGUUCACCUACUGCAGCAGCGCCGCCUCAGCUCUGGCGCCCCCUGGUGGCAGCCUGAAGCAGCAGCGACUGGCCGUGUCCGACCCGGCAGCCGACGACGUUCCGGUCCAGGCGGAGCGGCGUUCCUCCGCCGUGCCGGAACGCUGCUCACCUGUUCUUUUCGGAGUCAGUCCGAGUUAUGAGACCCGGGUGGGGGGUCCGUCACCAGAGGGUGCCACGGCAGCAGCACCCCCACGGUGGGAAGGCGGGCGCUCCAGAGAGGAGAAGGGUUCCCCUGAUGGAGCCUCGGCGUCGCUGAGGUCCGACGCAGCAGAUUUCCGGGCUCUAUCUGAGCUGCACUGCGCGGAGGGGACGCAGCCCCCCUGCGACUGCCCCCACAGCGCUGCCGCCGGCUCACAGGACGGCGGCGAGCGCGAAGCCGGAUCCGGCUGCGGCUGCAGGCAGCAAGGGCCCGGCUGGAACGGCGUGGAGGUUUACUCCUUCACGGGGUUGCGUAGCGUCCAGCAGAACGAGGCCAGAACUCUGAGCGGCAGCUCCACCCCCUCCGUCACGUCGCCGCUGGCGUCCGGCAGCUCCGCCCCCUGUGCCGCGUCGCCGCUGGCGUCCGGCAGCUCCGCCCCCUGUGCCGCGUCGCCGCUGGCGUCCGGCAGCUCCGCCCCCUGUGCCGCGUCGCCGCUGGCGUCCGGCAGCUCCGCCCCCUCCGUCACGUCGCCGCUGGCGUCCGGCUCUCCCCGGUCCUGCUCGGAGCAGGCGCGCGCCUACGUGGAUGACAUCACGAUAGAGGACCUCUCCGGCUACAUGGAGUACUACCUCUACAUCCCCAAGAAGAUGUCGCACAUGGCGGAGAUGAUGUACACCUAGACCUUCAGCAGUCAGAGAGGAGAGGUUUGGGUUAGAUUGAAGCUGUUUUAAUCUGGAUUAUAAUCCCCUUCAGACUGACUGGAUCGCGCCACAGCCGAGCGUCUCUGUCGGUUUCAUCUGGUUUCUGUGUCUUCUGUCAAUCACUCUGUUUUCCAGAUUUCAAGUUUACAAAUGAAGUUGCCAAAACUCGCGGGAGUUUUAAUCCCAGCUGGGAUUCUGUCUGCGGUUCCUGGAUGAAUAAAGAAGCUGAAUGAUCCAC